AUGAAUUCCGAGGUGAAGACCGUUUACAAUGCUCUUCCAAAUCUUCCUGGCUUCAACUUUGCGGAGCUGCAUGAACCUGCUAGUCACGGGCUCCACCACCAUUGCAUCUUAUCGAAAGAAGGUGUGUGUAUGGUUCUGGAUGGUAGAACUUCUGCAGCCCCACACGAGCCUCCCAGCGGUUGUGGAAUUCCAGCUCGCACCAUCCUAGACAAAUUUCCCAUGUGGAAGACACUCGAUGACAAGGUCAUUCGUUUUUUUGGUUAUUAUAUCGAUGACGUCGACAACAGCUCAGUGGAAAGUGGGGUGCGCGUUCGUAAGGUUAAGUUCCACUAUUACCUGGCUGAUGGCACGCUUGCCAUCAUCGAAACUCCGGCUGUCGUAAACAGUGGGCUGCGUAAGGGCACAACAGCAUCACGUUUUAAGCCCGAAAAUGUGGAUGUAUUUAGUUUUUGUAUUGGCGGCUCCAUCACGUGUCGCGGCAUCACUUAUAAUCUUGUCGACUGUGAUGCGGCAACGAGAGAGUUUUACGACAUCAUGGGGAUGCCACAGCCGGACUGGCCUCUCAGUUAUCCAUUUGACAGUUUUGAAGCCUCAAAAUCCCGUCCGCGCAUGGAUGUGGAUGAGGAAAAUAUUGCAAUGAGUAGAGUUUUUGAAGCUCAGGCGGCUAUCCACUCUGGCACACACCCCAGUCUCCUGUCUAAGGAAGAACGUGAAAAAGCGCACAACUACUACAUGAACGAUGGGAAGGUGUUGCGGUAUUUCGCAGUCUGGGAAAAGCGUCUGUUUCGGAUUCAUUAUUAUCUCGCCGAUGGCUCAAUUUCUGUCAUGUUUGAUACCAUUGAUAACGACGGUCGGGAUCGCAACCGCGUCUUUAUUCGUCGCACUCGUAUCCCGAAAGACGUGAAGGCGGCUUUAGUGCAGACCGAAACUCUGAGCAGGCCUCGUGGUGUGGAAGCCUCGCAACACAUCAGCGCUGAAGACCUUCGCACAGGAACGAUUGUGGAUCUCUUUACACGACCGUUUUUUAUUUACGACUGCGACUCAUAUACACGGCAGUACGUGAAAAAGCACUAUGGAGUGGAGUUGUCCGCCUAUGAACGCCCCCCGACGGAAUUGGACGACAUCCAAUUAGCAAAGGAUAAAUCUAGGCGUCGCGGUAAGUCCUCCGACAGAGAGGAUGUGAAAAAGGCCUCUGAGCCCAAGAGAACCUUUGGCGCGUCGGCAAUGAUGUUCGGAGACAAUGUGAAGGAAAAAAACACGCUGCAGUUGACCCGCUUCGCACAUGACGUCCUCCGCUUCUUAGCGCACAUCGUCGACCCGCACCCGUCAGACAGGGGUCGUAAAUUCAUCAUUAGCUACUACCUCGCCGAUGACACCGUGUCGGUGUUCGAGUUGGUCGUCCGAAAUUCCGGCCAUGUCGGCGGGAAGAUAUUCGCCCGUCGCAGCGUGGAGGGGGUCGACGAUCCUAGAAAACUUCAGGUAGGGCACACCACACGUUUGGGUGGUGUCGAAUAUCUGCUGGAAGCGAUGGACCAGCGCACGCAACGCUACAUCGAGGCUGGGGUGCUAGACAGCAUGGACGACGCCUACUUCCAGUUGGAUGAAAUCAUCGCGACAAUGCGGCAACACGUCUUGCAUCAGUUUUCUAGCACCACGGAAGCGUACCGCCACUAUGCAUCUUCUAGUACCAAAGGCCUGACUGCGGAAAGUGUCAAAGAGGUGUUCAGCGACAGCGGCGUCCGCCUAGACGACGCACUACUGGAGAAGGUCAUGGGGCGAGUCGACUGCGACCAUGACGGAUGGGUCUCGCUGGCCGACUUUACGGAGCAUUUGCUUGGCCAGAAGUUAAUGUCAGACUUCCAGCCUCAGGGCACCCUCGCCUCCAUGGCUAAAGAGGGUCUCGAUCCCGAACUAAACAUCCCGAUUCCAAGAGGACCAAUUCAGAGUGCAGCAGCGCUAACGCGGCUUGCCAACGCAGACGUGGCAGCCGCCGCCGCGUUUCGCAAGUUUAUUGCUGUGAUGGAAGCGCGGCGCACAUUGUUAAUGCGCACGUUCAGAAAUGUUGCAGCGGGCACAUAUGACGGGAACUUGGGGCUGGAAGACAUCAAGGGCUGCUUGGCAACGCGUCUAAAGGUUCCCCUUUCCGAUGAGGAGCUAAAUGCGCUGCUCUAUAAAUUUUUUUACAUCCCAACCAUGCCCAACUGGGCGGCUCGUCGGCUUAGUAUAAAUGAGGUUCAGCAGCUUAUUCGCCUUUGA
Molecule: messenger RNA, 2256 nt
Organism: Phytomonas sp. EM1
Lineage: Eukaryota; Euglenozoa; Kinetoplastea; Trypanosomatida; Trypanosomatidae
Source: the annotation of a GenBank genome assembly